Molecule: messenger RNA, 1703 nt
Organism: Bubalus bubalis (water buffalo)
Lineage: Eukaryota; Metazoa; Chordata; Mammalia; Artiodactyla; Bovidae
Gene: ABRA
Product: actin binding Rho activating protein
Exons: 2
Coding region: 53-1201 (382 amino acids)
Biological process (GO): positive regulation of transcription by RNA polymerase II; positive regulation of Rho protein signal transduction
Cellular component (GO): sarcomere
Molecular function (GO): actin binding
Source: RefSeq, a predicted model, not a curated record
CGGUCCACACUCAUUUUAGCCAGUACCCAGGCUCUCAGCAGAGAAGGGUGGCAUGGCUCCCGGGGAAAAGAAAAGGGGGGACGGGCCGGCCAAGAGUGCCCUCCGGAAGGUGCACACAGCCACCCUGGUUAUCACCUUGGCCCGAGGCUGGCAGCAGUGGGCCAACGAAAACAGCAUCAGGCAGGCCCAGGAGCCUGCAGGCUGGAUGCCAGGGGGCACCCAGGACCCAGCCGAUGCUUCUGGACCAGCGAUAGAUGCCCCCACCCGCUGGAAAGCUCAGAGGGCCCCAAAGCCUUCCUCCCCGAAGCCGGAGGGCUGUGGAGAAGAUGGACACGGCUCGGAGGAAGCCAGCGCGGUUUCUCCUAUCAAAAGGAAAGAGGUGACCAAAACGGUGGUCAGCAAGGCUUACGAGAGAGGAGGGGACCUUGGCCACCUCAGCCACCGGUACGAGCAGGAUGGUGACCAGCCGGAGGCCAGGCAGCCAGAGAGCGAUGUUGACAGACUCCUCCGCAGCCGCGGUUCCCCAACGCGGAGGAGAAAGUGUGCCAAGCUGGUGACCGAGCUGACCAGAGGCUGGAAAGCGAUGGAGCAGGAGGAGCCCAAGUGCAGGAGCGACAGCGUGGACACAGAGGACAGCGGCUACGGAGGCGAGACGGACGAGAGGCCGGAGCCGGAUAGAGAGCAGGUGGCCGUGGCCAGGAUCAGACGCCCCCUGCCCUCCCAGGCAAACAGAUUCACAGAGAAGCUCAACUGCAAAGCCCAGCGAAAAUACAGUCAAGUGGGCAAUUUGAAAGGGAGAUGGCAACAAUGGGCUGAUGAACAUAUCCAAUCCCAGAAGCUCAAUCCCUUCAGUGAAGAGUUUGAUUAUGAGUUGGCCAUGUCUACCCGCCUGCACAAAGGAGACGAAGGCUACGGCCGUCCCAAGGAAGGAACCAAAACUGCCGAACGGGCCAAGAGAGCCGAGGAACAUAUCUACAGAGAAAUCCUGGACAUGUGUUUCAUCAUCCGCUCGAUGGCUCGCCACCGACGAGAUGGCAAGAUCCAGGUUACCUUUGGAGAUCUCUUUGACAGAUAUGUCCGUAUUUCAGAUAAAGUCGUGGGCAUUCUCAUGCGUGCCAGGAAACACGGACUGGUCGACUUUGAAGGAGAGAUGUUAUGGCAAGGCCGGGAUGACCAUGUUGUGAUUACUCUACUCAAGUGAACUUUCAAGCACACAAACCAGACUUGACCCACUCUUGUCUUAAUGCUAAAUGCUAACGUAGUGAGCAAGUAAAAUGCAAACUGCUCUGUAAUAAGUCACUAAAUAUUAAACAAUUUUUUUACAUAAAUAACUUUUGAGCACUCUAUUUCUGAGGGAGUUUGAAGACUGAGAAAGCACACACAAAGCAUUUCAGAAAGCACACUGAGGAUUAUUUGUGCACAAUAAGUAUUUAAAAUGCCACUUACCCUUUGGGCAAAGAUAUUUGGCUAUUCUUUGCAAAGCUGCUAUAGAUAUUAAUGUAAAUAAUUAUACCUAAGAUGAAUUCGGGUAAAUACCAGCAAACCAUACUAUGAUAUGUCAUUGUUUAGGGACAAAAAACCAUUCCAUUAAUUUUGGCAAAACUAAACUUAAAAUUUUCUAAGCAGCCUGACUUUGUUCUAUUAUUUUUAUGAUAGCAUCACUUACAAAAUAAGCACAUAAAUAAAAAGUUGUAUUCAAAUAA